Messenger RNA from Cordyceps fumosorosea ARSEF 2679, 1662 nucleotides. RefSeq names its product phosphoglucomutase 2. The record is from RefSeq and is a predicted model, not a curated record. The transcript is spliced from 5 exons. NCBI's taxonomy places the organism in Eukaryota, Fungi, Ascomycota, Sordariomycetes, Hypocreales, Cordycipitaceae. Gene Ontology annotation, cellular component: cytosol. Gene Ontology annotation, biological process: carbohydrate metabolic process. The coding region runs from base 1 to 1662 and encodes 553 amino acids. Gene Ontology annotation, molecular function: phosphoglucomutase activity; magnesium ion binding.
AUGGACGUCAAGACUGUUGAGUUUACGCCGUUCCAGGACCAGAAGGCCGGCACCUCUGGUCUUCGCAAAAAAGUCACCACCUUCCAGCAGGUUCACUACAGCGAGUCCUUCGUCACCAGCAUCCUUCUCUCCAUACCCGAAGGUGUUGAGGGGUCUUUCCUCGUCAUCGGCGGUGAUGGUCGCUACUGGAACCCCGAGGUGAUUCAGCUGAUUGCCAAGAUUGGUGCCGCCUACGGUGUCAAGAAGCUCCUCAUCGGCCAGAAUGGUAUUCUAUCUACCCCGGCUGCUAGCCAUGUCAUCCGCCUUCGCAAGGCUACCGGCGGUAUUCUUCUGACUGCCAGUCACAACCCUGGUGGUCCCAAGGAGGACUUUGGUAUCAAGUACAACCUGGCCAACGGUGGCCCCGCCCCCGAGUCCGUGACGAACAAAAUCUUCGAGACCUCCAAGUCUUUGACCUCGUACAAGCUCGCCUCGAUCCCCGACGUUGACAUUACCACCGUUGGCACCAAGACAUACGGCUCCCUCGAGGUGGAGAUCAUUGACAGCACCGCUGACUACGUCGCCAUGCUCAAGGAAAUCUUCGACUUUGAUACCAUCAAGAAGUUCUUUGCCUCUCACCCAGACUUUAAGGUUCUCUUUGACGGCCUCCACGGCGUCACCGGUCCCUACGGAGCCGCCAUCUUCGAAAAGGAGCUCAGUCUCACCGGCGCCACCCAGAACUGCGUCCCCAGCCCCGACUUCAACGGCGGCCACCCCGACCCCAAUCUGGUCUACGCCCACUCCCUCGUCGAAGUUGUCGACAAGCACAACAUUCCCUUUGGCGCCGCCUCCGACGGCGACGGCGACCGUAACAUGAUCUACGGCGCCAACGCCUUCGUCUCGCCCGGCGACUCUCUCGCCAUCAUCGCCCACCACGCCAAACUCAUCCCCUACUUCCAGCGCAACGGCGUCAACGGCCUCGCCCGCUCCAUGCCUACCUCGGGCGCCGUCGACCUCGUCGCCAAGGCGCAGGGGCUUGACUGCUACGAGGUCCCCACUGGCUGGAAGUUUUUCUGUGCCCUCUUCGAUGCCAAGAAGUUGUCCAUUUGCGGCGAGGAGAGCUUCGGUACUGGUAGCGACCACAUUCGCGAAAAGGACGGCCUCUGGGCCGUCGUCGCCUGGCUCAACAUCAUCGCCGCCCUCGGCGUCCAGAACCCCGGGUCCACUCCGUCCAUCAAGCAGAUUCAGAAGGACUUUUGGGGGCAAUAUGGCCGCACCUUCUUCACGCGCUACGACUACGAGAAUGUCGACUCUGACGGCGCCAACAAGGUUGUUGGCGAGCUCAAGGCUCUCGUGGCGAAGCCCGACAUUGUCGGUAGCAAGAUUGGUGACCGGACCGUGACCGCGGCUGGCAACUUCUCCUACACUGACCUCGACGGCUCCGUCUCGUCCAACCAGGGCCUCUACGCCAGCUUCUCCUCCGGCAGCCGCAUCGUCGUUCGCCUCUCGGGCACCGGCUCCUCCGGCGCCACCAUCCGCCUCUACCUCGAGCAGCACAGCAGCGACCCCGCCACGUACGACUUGGACGCCCAGGACUUCCUCAAGUCUGAGGUGCAGUUUGCCACCGAGCUGCUCAAGUUCAAGGAGCACGUCGGCCGCGACCAGCCUGACGUACGCACUUAA